Molecule: messenger RNA, 1269 nt
Organism: Python bivittatus (Burmese python)
Lineage: Eukaryota; Metazoa; Chordata; Lepidosauria; Squamata; Pythonidae
Gene: OIP5
Product: Opa interacting protein 5
Biological process (GO): chromosome segregation; CENP-A containing chromatin assembly
Cellular component (GO): nucleus; chromatin; chromosome, centromeric region
Source: RefSeq, a predicted model, not a curated record
UCGUAGGUCAAUUAGGUAAAAGCGAGGGGAGAACGGGCUUCCUCUCCAAUGAACGGGGAGAGGGGCUGCCCUUGCUAACUACCCGCAAGAGCUCGAGGGGGCGCCAAUGAGCACAGCAGGAGGCGGGAGCCGCGUUUGAAUCUUUGGCGGAAGGCGGGAUGGCCGUAAGAAAGCAACUGCGGCUUCUGUUUGAGGAGCCGCGGGUGGGCGGCGCAAUCACCGUAGAGCGGGCGGGACCCAGGACCGGGCCGAGCUGCCGAGCCCAGGGAAGCGCAGUGAAACCAGAGCCCCGCGGCGAGCGGGUCCCGGGCGCUCGAGGACUCAGGCUGGAGGACUGCGUUGUGUAUCAGUGCCAGCGCUGCCGGGCCGUAUUAGGAGACUCGCUCCACUUGUGCACGCAGGAGGAGAAGCUCCGCCUUCUGGUUUGUUUCAGGGUCACAAAAAAUGUUGUUGUGGAAGACAACUUGAUGGUCUGUGUUGAGGGAGACCUCAUUGGUUGCACCUACAACACAUUGUAUUGUCAGUCCUGUGAACUACGUAUUGGCUUUGUCCUCUAUAGUUCAAAAUCACUGGCUUACCUACGAGGCUUCUUCUGCCUUUUUAAGGACACCAUCACGUGUUACUUGCUACAAACUAAAACCACAGUAGAAGCUUCAAAGGUAACCUGUCCUCUGGUGAGCCUGAAGGAACGUGUACAGAGAUUAAAAGAGAGUCUUGUACUAGCUCACAUGCACGUGGAAUUGCUAAUUAAGAAACUAGAAGAAUUCAGUCAACAAAGGACCGUAUCUGAGAAGCAGAGCUGUAAGGGAAGAUCAUGUGGAUAUACAAGGAGAAAGCUGAACAGUUAACUUUUUAGAAUUGCCUGUCUCAACUAAUUGUUUUCACAAUUACUUGUGUUUGUAAUUGAACAUGGCAAUUAAUAUGGCCUUAGACUGGCAGGUUGAUGAUACAAAAUGGUUUCCUUUUCUAGCAUGCUCGAAUGCACAUAAUGUUUGAACAUGAACAGCUAUCCCAAAUCAUUUUAACUCUUACAUAUAAGUAUUUCUACUAUACUUUCACAAAAACCUUAAAACAUUGCAUUGCUGUUCUAAGAUUGCAUUGUAAACAGAUUGGAAACUGGAUAAUCUAUCUGAAAGAAAUAAACAUUUACUUUGUACAUUUCUUUGGAAGUCACCUUGCCUGUUUUUUACAUUUGAGAAAGAUGUGUUGCCUCAGGACUCAGCUGUAAACUGUGUUCAGUAACAUUAAAAUUGGUCAAAAAAUGAAACG